AUGGUAGCAUAUGAAGGUAAGAGAAAUAAUAAUAAUUGGAUUCAUUUUUUAUUUGCAGAGUUUCUCACGUUGACUGAUGGUUCGUGUGAAGAUUACUUAGCGUUGAGACGUAAUGAAAAGGAAAAUGGAGAAACGGCUGAGCCAAAAGAGACGACUGAGCUAAAAGAGAUGACAGAGCCAGAAGAAACGACUGAGCCAAAAGAGACUACUGAGCGAGAAGAUACGACUGAGCCAGAAGAUACGCCUAAGUCAGAAGAAACGACUGAGCCAGAUGAAACGACUCAGCCAGAAGAAAAGACUGAGCCAGAUGAAACGACUCAGCCAGAAGAAAAGAAUGAGCCAGAAGAAGACAAAGAUCACGUCGAUAGUGAAAAUAAUAGUACCGAAACAACUACUGAUACCGAUAACACAAUCCUUCAUAACCAAGUUGCAACAGUAACGCCUGAACCAGCAGUAAAAAACGAAAACGUCGAUUAUGAAAAUAAUAAUACUGAAAAAACGACUAGUACCGAGUUCACGCAGCCACCAGGCGAAGAGUACGCAGAAGAUCCUGGAGCUUAUGUUUUGUCUUCACCGCUGGAUUGGUCUUUCUGUGGAGCGUAUAAGUACCUCCAAUUUGCCCGAUUCGCAGAAUCUGCAUCAUCUAUGGCUCACUAUGGCUGGUUGCGCGGAAAUGAUAGAUAUUCUCAUAUAAUAAAUAAAUAA
This is a messenger RNA of Arctia plantaginis, 705 nucleotides long. Lineage: Eukaryota; Metazoa; Arthropoda; Insecta; Lepidoptera; Erebidae. The record is from the annotation of a GenBank genome assembly.